AUGAAUGAUGAAACAGAGAACACUAAUGUAACAUGCUGCUCCCAUGUUGAUAUUAGCUCUAGAGACAAUUCUCUCCGACCCUUGGAGUUAAUGCAAAAUGACGCUCACAGGAUAUACUUGGCUUCCCCAGACUACAAAAGUUCUUACAUGAGGAAGGAGCUGUCUGUGGUGAGAGUGUCGGCGCCGACAGUGUUCUUGCCGCAGGAGGCACAUCUCAAAACUCAAAACGAGGGAAGAAUGCUCUUUCAUCUUCAGGAUUCUGAUCUGGCUGAACUAUUUUCUGAACUUGUGGACUCAGGAGGAAGUCCAACAGUUAGUGGGGAUGUUAUAGGUUAUUGUUACACUCUUGUGGAGAGCCUCAAGACAUGGUUACAGGGGCGGCACUGGGAUGUUCUGAUCCUCUAUAACAGUGACCUUCCUGACGACCGUUACAAGAUGGCUCAUUGCAGUGUUGGUGGUGGAACUGCCUCUUCAAGGGUAGUAGUGUUUGCAGGGCUGGGAGACAUCUUUCUGGGAGAUGAACAAUUUGAUUGUCUAGUGUUUGUAAAGGGCAGUAGUGCCUGCUUGACUGCUGUAGCACAGGCUGUCGACCACAUAGUAGGGACAAAAUGUUUCUACCCUCCAGAUCUCUGGCAGUCUUCAGAGUGGCACCUCCGACAGGAAUAUUCAGCGACUCUAGUAUCUAUACAAGCUGACGUGUGUGUGGUGGGCCCUAGCGCAGACAUUAAUGAACUUCUAACUAUUGAGUCUGUCCCUUGGUAUGUCAAGACACUUAGUGUCUUGUAUUUAUUAUUCCCAUGGAUCCAUAAAAUGCUGAAUAAGGAGGUAAUAUUGAUUAGACUGUCAGUUUACAGUGCUGUUAUGGGGUUCACCAGGCCGACAUUACCACCUGUUUCUGAAAUGAAAGGAUCCAAUGACUUCAUUAUCAGUACAGCUGUGUAUGCCUUAGCUCCCUCAUGGAGUAGAACUGAGUUGUUAGCUGAGCACAUUUACAAAAGGAUCUGUGCAGCCUUGUCCCAGUCCGGGACUGUCAUCAAACUAGAUGAGGUUAAGAGAAUACUAGCAGCUAUCAACUGGCCAAGAGAAGCUACAAAUAGCAGAGUGGAUGAAGUGAUCGGACAGGUGUUAGCCAUCAAUAAACAAGGUCAUUUGAUCUAA
This is a messenger RNA of Cherax quadricarinatus, 1158 nucleotides long. The record is from RefSeq and is a predicted model, not a curated record. Lineage: Eukaryota; Metazoa; Arthropoda; Malacostraca; Decapoda; Parastacidae.